AUGAGAAAAGUUUCGCAUUUCAGAGAACCCAUCAUUCAUGUAUUCAACAAAAACACAACUGUCAUUCAAAAAGGUUCACCUUUUUGGACUGCACACUCCGAAAGAAAGAAUAUUAUGCUGUUGGGUGAUAAUUUGGGUGAUUUAAACAUUGAACAAGGACAAGAACAUUCUGGAAUCACUCUCAAAAUUGGAUUUCUGAAUACUUCGGAUGAAGUCUCCGCAAGAACAUUUUUGAAUAAUUUUGAUCUUGUUUUGGUUGAAGAUUCCAACGUU
Mesorhabditis belari is the source of this 273-nucleotide messenger RNA. Lineage: Eukaryota; Metazoa; Nematoda; Chromadorea; Rhabditida; Rhabditidae. The record is from the annotation of a GenBank genome assembly.